AGCCAUUGUACUGCCAGUGCGUGAAGAGGAUUUUUUUCUCGCCCUUCUCACAACAUCAGAUGAUAUAUCAGUGCUCGGCAGGUCGUCACUGACUGUCGGCCAAUUGUCAGGACGCCCUACCCCCGACCGCGCAGCGGAACCCUUCAGACCUCGGUCAGAAACUCGGUCUCGCUGGUGUAUUCUGGAACUCUCCUCCAAUUUCAGACAAGAUCGGGCUACGGUCAGCGAGUCCAGAUCGGUCCGGAGAAGGCUCCCGUGUCGAUAUACUCCACGUCCACAUAAAAUAGUAGGCUAAGGUCUACGCUUGUUCAAGUCUAGACACCAUCAGACCAUACAUCCCUCGCAUCGACCACCCAUGAUGGCAAACCAGGCCGAUUCUACUCGGCUCUUCCUCUUCGGAGAUCAAACUUAUGACUUUGUCCCAGAACUGCGAGAUCUUCUGGCAAUCCGCAAUAACCCUAUACUAGUGGCCUUCCUUGAACAGUCACACUAUGUUAUACGUGCACAGAUGAUCCAGAAGCUGACCCCGAAAGAGCACAAGCAAGCCCGAACGGCAUCCCUGGCAGAAGUACUGCAGAAGUAUGUCGACGGCAGGCUACCUUCGGCGUUUCAAACAGCGCUUUCAUGCAUUGCCCAACUGGGCUUCUUCAUGCGGCAAUUUGAUGACCCAGCCAUACCCUAUCCUCGCUUCAAUGACAGUUAUGUCCUGGGUGUCUGUACGGGAUCUCUGGCGGCGUCUGCCAUCAGCUGUAGCACUUCUCUAUCCGAACUUCUGCCAAUCGCGGUCCAGACCGUACUUGUUUCCUUCCGCCUCGGUCUCUGUGCUCAAGAAGUGCGUGACCGCUUGGAGAUAUCAGAUGUUAACCACACAAAACCAUGGUCGGUGGUGUCUGAUAUAUCACCCGAUGAAGCCGCUAUUGCCAUUGAAAGGUUCAGCAAUGAAAAGGCACUACCGAAUGUUCGCCAGCCUUGGAUUACAGCGACCUCCACCAAGAGCACAACCGUGAGCGGGAGCCCCGAUAUCUUGGCCGACCUAGCAACCCAACCACGACUGAAAGAUAGUAAGCGAUGGAUGGGAAUCCCGAUAUACGUCCCUGCACAUAACCCGCAUCUUUUCUCCUCCAAAGAUGUCGACAAUAUCCUUGAAACGACGAACGAAAGCUAUUGGAGUACGUAUGGCUCCAAAAUACCAUUCCUCUCCUCCGUGACCGGCAAGCUCGUAUGGGUACGCAACUACCGUGAUCUACUACAUCUCGCUCUUAAGCAAUGUCUUAUUGAACCUAUACGAUGGGAACUAGUUGAGACUGAGCUGCCGCGACUACUGAAGGCCCGGGGUGGUGUGAAUACUGUGUCAAUUGUCCCCCUUGCAACCACUCUUACGAAGAGUUUAUCGGCCGCUUUAACGUCGGAAGGAGUGACGGUUGGCGAAGCCCACAGUACAUCGGCUCAAAUACCCGAGCGGUAUAGUCACCGUCCAGGAUCCGACAGAAGCAAACUUGCGAUUGUUUCAAUGUCUGGUCGGUUUCCCGAGGCACCCUCCACGGAUUCAUUCUGGGAUCUGCUCUACAAAGGCCUUGAUGUAUGCAAGGAGGUCCCCCCACGUCGAUGGGAUGUGAAAACCCAUGUUGACCCAAGUGGAAAGGCUCACAACAAGGGAGCCACCCGUUGGGGCUGUUGGCUGGACUUUGCUGGUGACUUUGACCCGCGGUUCUUUAGUAUAUCCCCCAAAGAGGCACCGCAGAUGGACCCCGCGCAAAGGAUGGCGCUGAUGUCGACUUACGAAGCUAUGGAGAGGGGAGGUAUCGUGCCAGAUACAACACCCUCAACUCAACGCAACCGCAUCGGCGUUUUUCAUGGGGUUACCAGUAACGACUGGAUGGAAACGAAUACAGCGCAAAACAUUGAUACAUACUUCAUUACUGGUGGGAACCGUGGGUUCAUCCCGGGGCGUAUAAAUUUCUGUUUUGAAUUCUCGGGCCCCAGCUAUAGUAACGACACUGCCUGCUCCUCCAGUUUGGCGGCCAUUCAUCUUGCGUGCAACUCACUUUGGCGUGGUGACUGUGAUACAGCGGUGGCAGGUGGCACCAAUAUGAUCUUUACGCCUGAUGGUCACACUGGUUUGGAUAAAGGGUUCUUUCUGUCACGCACAGGCAACUGCAAGGCCUUCGACGAUGCGGCAGAUGGCUACUGCCGCGCAGAGGGAGUUGGCACCGUCUUCAUCAAACGUCUUGAAGACGCAUUGGCAGAUAACGACCCGAUUUUAGGCACCAUCCUCGACAUUAAAACGAACCAUUCGGCUAUGUCCGACUCGAUGACAAGGCCAUUCACCCCGGCCCAGAUCGACAACAUGUCGGCUGUGUUGAGCACGGCAGGAAUCAAUCCACUUGACCUUGGUUAUAUCGAAAUGCACGGUACCGGGACCCAGGUCGGCGAUGCUGUUGAGAUGGAGUCGGUUUUGACCCUCUUCGCUCCGAAUGAAACGUUCCGACCUCCUGAUAAACCGUUGUAUGUGGGAUCUGCCAAAGCGAACAUAGGUCACGGUGAGGGAGUCUCCGGGGUCACUAGUCUUGUGAAGGUUCUGUUGAUGUUGAAACACAACACCAUCCCACCGCACUGCGGUAUCAAACCAGGUAGCCGAAUUAACCGAAACUAUCCCGACCUACCUGCUCGAAAUGUGCACAUUGCGUUGGAGCCUAAGCCAUGGCCUCGUACUGAUACCCCAAGACGGGUUCUCAUCAACAAUUUUAGUGCUGCUGGGGGAAAUACCGCUGUCUUGAUUGAAGACGCCCCUAUCCGCGAUGCUCCAACGGCAUCGGACCCUAGAACGGACUACAUUGCUACCGUUUCAGGACAUGUAGGCAAAUCAGUGAAAACAAAUAUGGAGCGACUACGGAAUCAUUUGAAGAAUCGACCAGAUAUUAAUCCCGCGCAAUUGUCAUAUACAACCACCGCCCGCAGAUGGCAUCAUCUUCACAGAGUCAGCAUUACCGGCACAAACAUCGAGGAGAUUCUAUGCAACCUGGAAAGUGCCAUUGAGAGAGGCGAUGGAAUCAACCGCCCAAAGACCAAGCCUAAUGUUGUCAUUGCCUGCAGUGGACAGGGCUCGCAAUAUGCCGGAAUGGGCCAGCAGCUUUAUGAAGCAUACCCAACCUUUCGCUCCGAUCUCGAGCGAUUUGACCAAUUGGCUAGAACCUAUGGUUUCCCCAGCUUCCUUGACGUGUAUACCGCUCGACCGAUCGGUGAUCCCAUGGAGAACCUCCUCCCGGUGGUUUCCCAGUUGGCCCUGGUAAGCCUCGAAAUGGCUUUGGGGAAUCUCCUCAAUUCCAUGGGACUGAAGGCGAACGCCGUCGUUGGCCAUAGUCUAGGCGAGUACGCCGCGCUGUACCUUGCCGGUGUACUCUCUGCCUCUGAUACCCUGUAUUUAGUUGGAAAGAGGGCCGAAUUGCUUCAAGAGCGCUGCCAACGCGGAACUCACGCGAUGCUGGCUCUUCGUGCAUCACCAGGCGUUCUAGAGGAGGCUCUUGCUGAAUCCAACUGUGAAAUUGCCUGUCACAACGGUCCUAACGAUACUGUUCUUAGCGGACCACGAGAAGAAAUUACCAAUCUUCAGCAUUCCCUAUCAGCCAAGGGGAUCAAAGGGACUUUCCUUAUGCUCCCAUUUGCUUUCCACUCCGCACAGAUUCAGCCUAUCCUCGAAGAGUUUAAGGAUAUAGCUCGUGGCGUGAAGUUUCACAAGCCCCAGAUACCAAUUUUGUCGCCUCUUUUAAACAAGAUUGUCGACGAGGAGGGCAUUAUGAACCCGACAUAUCUCGCCCGCCAUUGUCGCGAACCAGUAAACAUGGUGCAGGUGCUGGAGCUUGCGCGCGAUAAGCAGGUUAUUACGGAUCCCACGAUUAUCAUUGACGUUGGGCCCAAGCCGCUACUGGCUCGAAUGAUUAGAAUGACGCUCGAUAAAGACAGCAGUUCUGCUUUAUCAGUACUGGGCCCUAACAUUGAUGUCUGGAAAAGUCUGCAUAAUGCCUUGAGCACCCUCUAUACUCGAGGGCUGGACAUUAACUGGGUCGCAUACCAUGAGCCAUUCGACUCCAGUAAGAAGGUAAUCGAGGUACCUGAUUACGGCUGGGAUUUGAAAGAUUACUUCAUUCCUUAUAAGGGAGAGUGGUGUCUGCAUCGCCAUGAAAUUCACUGCAGCUGUGCAACACCUGGUAAGGAAACUGCGACAAGCGACUAUCAAGUACCCACAGAUGAUUCAGUAUCAGUUAGGCGUGCUUCCAAACAAGACGAGACCAAGGAGGCAUACCCCGACAUUGCACUCACCACAACAGUGCACCGGGUCGUGGAAGAAAAGACCGAGCCGCUUGGAGCAACGCUAGUCGUGGAAACGGAUAUCUCACGCAAAGAUGUCAAUCAGAUAGCCCAGGGUCACCUAGUCGACGGAAUACCACUUUGUACUCCAUCAUUCUACGCUGAUAUUGCUCUGCAAGUAGGACGGUACUCGAUGAACCGCCUUCGUGCAAGUCACCCGGGCGCUAUGGAUGGCGUUGUAGACGUGGCCGACUUGGUCGUGGAUAAGGCUCUCAUUCCACAUGGCAAAGCACCCCAACUGCUUAGGACAAGGUUAACUAUGAGCUGGCCUCCAAAGGCUGCAGCUACAACCCGCUCAGCCAAAAUCAAGUUUGCUACAUACUUUGCCAACGGCAAAUUGGACACCGAACACGCGAGUUGCACCGUACGCUUCACAAGCGACGCACAGCUGAAGUCCUUGCAGAGAAGGGUCCCAGAAUAUAAGUCACAAAUGGAUCGACUACGAGAGGGUCUUCACCAAGGGCAAUUCGUUCGAUAUACCAGAAAGAGCGGUUACAAGCUAAUGAGUAGCAUGGCCAGUUUCCACCCUGACUACAAACUGCUCGACAAUCUGAUUCUGAAUGAGGUGGACAACGAAGCCGUGUCGACGAUGGAUUUUUCCGCUGCUAAGAGCGACGGAACGUUUGCUGUGCAUCCCGCCUACGUCGACGCCAUUACUCAGGUCGGUGGGUUCGCCAUGAACGCCAACGACAACACCGAUAUUCAACAGGAGGUUUUUGUGAACCAUGGCUGGGAUUCAUUCCAAGCUUACCAGCCUCUUGUUAAGGGUAAGGCCUACGAAGUAUAUUCCCGAAUGACAAAGGAUAAGUCUGGAGACCUGGUGCAUGGCGACACUAUUGUGUUGGAUGGCGAUGCGGUUGUUGCCUUCUUCAAGGGACUUUCGCUCCGUUGCGUUCCACGUCGGGGUCUUCGAAUGGUCCUCCAACAAGCUUCAGACAAAGCCGUUCGUGAACAUGGUGACAAGCCAACCGCUAAACUCCAGCCAUCUCAGCGUCCUGUUCCUACGCCUAGCCAUAUAGCGGCUACUCAAAGGGCGGCAGAACAAAUUUUACAAGCCACUGACUGCACAGCACCAUCCACUGGCUCAAACUUCAGGGAGUCAAAGCCUGUCAGAAACCAACCGCAACCAGAUGACGGCAAAGUUCAAGCGGUUCUGGGUGUCAUCUCCGAAGAAAGCGGUGUCGCUUUGGAAGAGCUUACCGACGACAGUAACUUUGCAGAUAUGGGUAUAGACUCCCUAGGCUCCAUGGUUAUUGGUAGUAGGUUGCGUGAAGACCUUGGCCUUGAGCUUGGUGCUGAGUUUUCCUUGUUUAUCGAUUGCCCUACUGUUAGGUCUCUCAAGACCUUCCUUUCGGAUCAAUCCACAGCGGAUGCUGAGGAUAUUGGAGAUAGCGAACAGCCUGUUGAGCAGGCAGCCAAGGAUCCCAAUUCCGCAUCACCAAAACUAGAUCUAUCCCACCAGUGCCUCCCGCUGGGAACCUGGGUAAAAGUUGGAAAUGCAGACAUUGACGUUCUUGGUAGCGGCGAUGAGGCUUUCAAUACCGCACUACAAAUCGUCGCGGAAGAAAGCGGAGUGGCAUUGGAAGAGCUAACUCGCGAUACGGUUUUUGCCGACAUCGGUAUUGAUUCCCUGAGCUCCAUGGUCAUCACGAGUCGGUUCCGCGAGGACCUUGGGAUGUCCCUAGACUCAUCAUUCAACCUGUUUGAGGAAGUGCCAACAGUUGAACGCCUACGGCAGUUCUUUGGUGGAAUAAACAGAAGUACUACUGGCUCUUCGUCUAGCUCGAAAGACGAUGAAAGUGGCAGCAGUAUCUCCUCGGCGCCAGAUGAUCAUGAAGCUGAAGCAAAUGCCUCGCGAAAGCGGGUUCAUGAAUGCCGUCCAACUACUUCGGUGAUUCUUCAAGGUUUACCACGGAUGGCCAGACAGAUCCUGUUCAUGCUUCCUGAUGGCGGUGGCUCAGCCUCGUCCUACAUCACCAUCCCUCGUCUUCAUUCCGAUGUGGCUAUCGUCGGGUUGAACUGUCCGUACGCGCGUGAUCCAGAGAACAUGAACUGCACCCACCAGGCCAUGAUCCAAAGUUUCUGCAAUGAGAUCAAACGCCGCCAGCCGCGCGGCCCGUACCAUGUCGGCGGCUGGUCAUCUGGUGGCGCAUUCGCCUACGUGACUGCGGAAGCUCUUGUUAAUAUGGGCGAAGAGGUUCAUUCGAUCAUCAUCAUAGAUGCGCCCGUACCUCAAGUGAUGGAGAAACUACCUACGUCUUUCUAUGAAUACUGCAACAACAUCGGCCUCUUUGCCAAUCAGCCUGGUGGUGCGCCCGAUGGCACGACUCAGCCUCCAGCGUAUUUGAUUCCACAUUUCCAAGCAACCGUCGAUGUGAUGCUUGACUACAAGGUGGCACCGCUGAAUACCACGCGUAUGCCCAAGGUUGGUAUAAUAUGGGCCGCCGAAACUGUGAUGGAGGAAGAUGCCGCGCCGAGGAUGAAGGGCAUGCACUUCAUGGUACAAAAGCGGACGGACUUUGGACCUGAUGGCUGGGACACGGUCUGUCCGGGGGCCGAGUUCGAUAUUAUUCGCGCCGAGGGUGCGAACCACUUCACGUUAAUGACGAAGGAACAUGUUUAUUUGGUAAGGGAGCUAAUUGAUCGGAUUAUGGGUUGAUUCCUGUGUCGAGAUAUACACAACUAUCAUGAUUACAGUAAAUUGCAAAUGAAUAUUGGCAUUUGUUCUUCCCGUAGUGUAUUGGCCUAAUUCC
Molecule: messenger RNA, 7118 nt
Organism: Aspergillus versicolor CBS 583.65
Lineage: Eukaryota; Fungi; Ascomycota; Eurotiomycetes; Eurotiales; Aspergillaceae
Exons: 4
Coding region: 356-7024 (2222 amino acids)
Biological process (GO): fatty acid biosynthetic process; secondary metabolite biosynthetic process
Molecular function (GO): fatty acid synthase activity; phosphopantetheine binding
Source: RefSeq, a predicted model, not a curated record